UAUGACUCCCAUGUUAAACCAAAUCGAUAAUACGUUGGAAACUGUUAAUAUCGCACGAAUGUUUGCACUCGGCAAACAUUCUCUUUGAUUUUUUCAUUUUUAAUAAAAUUCUAUCCUUAAUCGGACGUGUUUACAAUGCAGAGUGUCAUUAAUUCCGUAAAAGGCACUGCGCUUGGUGUCGCCGAGUACUUAACCCCUGUACUAAAGGAAAGUAAAUUUCGAGAAACCGGAGUAUUAACACCAGAGGAGUUUGUGGCAGCAGGUGAUCAUUUAGUACAUCAUUGUCCAACAUGGCAGUGGGCUACUGGUGAUGAGGACAGAGUGAAAUCGUAUCUUCCCAAGAAUAAGCAAUUUUUAUUGACCCGUAAUGUUCCUUGUACACGCAGAUGCAAACAGAUUGAAUACAGUAAAGAACAAGAAUGCAUUAUAGAAGCAGACGAUCCAGAGGGUGGUUGGGUAGAUACACAUCAUUAUGAUACUAAUCUUGGUGGAGUUGAAGAAAGAGUAUCGGAAAUGACAUUGGAAGAAACACAACCUCCUCAGUCAAUUGAUGCAGAGGAAAAUAAUGAAGAUGAUGAUGACGAUGAAGAUGCUGCGGAUAUGGAAGCUUUUGAAGUCAGUGGAAUGUUGGAUGAACAAGAUAAGUUUGCAGCAGAAAGUACAAAGAAACCUAUGAAAGAAAAAUGGGAGCCGUUUUCUGAAGGAGAAAUCAUUCAUACGCGUACAUAUGACUUAUACAUCACAUACGACAAAUACUAUCAAACACCGCGAUUGUGGCUUUCAGGAUAUGACGAGAAUCGGAAGCCUCUUACAGUGGAAGAAAUGUAUGAAGAUGUAAGCCAAGACCAUGCCAAGAAGACUGUUACAAUGGAGAUUCAUCCUCACAUACCUGGACCACCAAUGGCUUCGGUGCAUCCUUGCAGACAUGCCGAAGUGAUGAAGAAAAUUAUUGAAACGGUAAUGGAAGGUGGUCGUGAGCUUGGUGUACACAUGUACUUGAUAAUAUUCCUCAAAUUCGUGCAAUCUGUAAUUCCGACAAUUGAAUAUGAUUACACACAAAAUUUUAUGCUAACUGCGUCCGGUUAAGACCUUUAUAAAUUUUCAUUGUACCUUGAAA
Molecule: messenger RNA, 1117 nt
Organism: Dufourea novaeangliae
Lineage: Eukaryota; Metazoa; Arthropoda; Insecta; Hymenoptera; Halictidae
Gene: Atg3
Product: ubiquitin-like-conjugating enzyme ATG3
Exons: 6
Coding region: 136-1086 (316 amino acids)
Biological process (GO): nucleophagy; autophagosome assembly; autophagy of mitochondrion
Cellular component (GO): cytosol; cytoplasmic ubiquitin ligase complex
Molecular function (GO): Atg8-family ligase activity
Source: RefSeq, a predicted model, not a curated record